Magnusiomyces paraingens is the source of this 1218-nucleotide messenger RNA. RefSeq lists its product as uncharacterized. The transcript has 2 exons. Gene Ontology annotation, biological process: ubiquitin-dependent protein catabolic process. Gene Ontology annotation, molecular function: polyubiquitin modification-dependent protein binding. Bases 1 to 1218 code for a protein of 405 amino acids. Lineage: Eukaryota; Fungi; Ascomycota; Dipodascomycetes; Dipodascales; Dipodascaceae. The record is from RefSeq and is a predicted model, not a curated record. Gene Ontology annotation, cellular component: cytosol.
AUGUCCGAUACUGAAACUUCUGCAAACACUAUUGAAAUCAUUGUGAAGUCUUCAAGUGACAAGAAGUAUAAUGUUGAAAUUUCUCUAGAUUCUACUGUUUUGGAUUUGAAAAAUAUUGUUGCUGAACAAUCUUCUAUUCCAGCAGAACGCCAAAGAAUAAUUUAUUCUGGUCGUGUUCUUAAAGAUCAUGAAACUAUUGGAACUUACAAAAUUAAAAAUGGUCAAACAGUACACCUUAUUCGUGGUGCAGCACCUCAAUCAACACCCGCGACAUCUUCUUCAUCACCUUCUGUCACUUCUUCCACUACCCCUAAUGUCCCCACUUCCUUUUCGACUGGUGGAACUGUUGGUAAUCCCCUUGCUGAUUUGACAGGUGCUCGUUAUGCUGGCUUUGCUAACCUUCCAAGUGCAUCCAUGUUUGGACCGGAUGGUGGAAUGGGAAGUAUCCCUAAUCCAGAUGAACUAGCUAAUUUAUUGUCUCAGCCUGGCGUUCGCGAACAGAUGAAUGCUAUGCUCAGCAACCCCAGUAUGAUUGAAAUGUUGAUAAACUCUAAUCCUCAAUUACAAAACAUGGCUCCAAUGUUUCGUUCUAUGAUGGGCAACGAAAGUUUUCGCAACAUGUUGACAAAUCCUGAAGCUAUCAGAUCUAUGAUGCAGAUGCAACAGGCAAUGAACCCUGCUCGUACGAAUACAUUUCCUGCUCCUGGGGUAGCUGAGAAUAUAUCAGAGACUGAAACAAGAGCAUCUGAAAACAAUACUUCUAAUUCUGGUGCCACAUCUUCCCCUUCUAUUGAUCCUACCGCUUCAUUGUUGUCGCAAAUGCUAGGUAAUUCAAACCAGUCGGCUAAUCCCUUUGCGGAUCUUCAACAAAAUCUUCAAUCUCUCUCACAGGCUUUGGGAACUAAUAGAGGAGCAUCUGAAUCUGGAUAUGAAAAUUCUUCUGCAGAUAAUCCAUUUUCCGCUUUGUUAAACCCUGAGAUAAUUCAACAGCAAACUCAAUAUCUUCAAUCACUUAAUCAAGCAAUGGAAGCUUCUAGAAACGCAACUAAUGCAGCUGAUCAAGCUGAUAAUCGUCCUCCAGAAGAAAAAUAUGAGUCACAAUUGCGCCAAUUGAAUGAACUUGGUUUUUACGAUUUUGAUCGUAACGUUCGAGCUCUGAGACGUAGUGGUGGCCAUGUUCAAGGCGCUAUUGAAGCUUUAUUGGAUAACUUGAUCUAA